AUGGCGGCGUCCAGAGCAGCGCUCUUAACUGGUGUCCAGAAGUGAACUAAGACUAAAAGUUCCGCAUCAUGUCGAAAUUAAGCCGGGCCUCACGGGCCAUCAGGAAGCCAGAAGUCGGCGGCGUGAUCCGGACCAUUGUGCGAGCUGGCCAGGCCAUGCCUGGGCCUCCUCUAGGCCCCGUCCUGGGUCAGCGAGGCGUUUCUAUCAACCAGUUCUGCAAGGAGUUUAACGAGAAGACCAAGGACAUCAAGGAAGGCAUUCCGCUGCCUACGAAGAUUUUUGUGAAGCCUGACAGGACAUUUGAAAUCAAGAUUGGACAACCCACUGUUACCUACUUCUUGAAGGCAGCUGCUGGGAUUGAGAAAGGGGCCCGGCAAACAGGGAAAGAGGUCGCAGGCCUGGUGACUUUGAAGCACAUAUAUGAGAUCGCUCGCGUCAAAGCUCAGGGUGAUGCCUUCGCCCUGCAGGAUGUCCCCCUGUCCUCUGUCGUCCGCUCCAUCAUUGGCUCCGCUCGUUCCUUAGGCAUUCGUGUGGUGAAAGACCUCAGUGCAGAAGAACUGGCAACUUUCCAGAAGGAGCGAGCCGUGUUCCUGGCUGCUCAGAAAGAGGCAGAUUUGGCAGCCCAGGCAGAAGCUGCCAAGAAGUGACCCCCAUCCUCCACACCAGGAUUUUGAAGGAGCAGCUGGGAAGGGGCCAAUUGAGAAAGCUAUGCCAGAGGGGAGAAGGAAGGUCACACCAACAUGAUUAGUAUUUUCCUGGCUUUAUGUGGUUUUUGCAUAUAUGGUAU
Castor canadensis (American beaver) is the source of this 787-nucleotide messenger RNA. RefSeq names its product mitochondrial ribosomal protein L11 (gene Mrpl11). The record is from RefSeq and is a predicted model, not a curated record. Gene Ontology annotation, biological process: translation. Gene Ontology annotation, molecular function: structural constituent of ribosome; large ribosomal subunit rRNA binding. Gene Ontology annotation, cellular component: mitochondrial large ribosomal subunit; ribosome. NCBI's taxonomy places the organism in Eukaryota, Metazoa, Chordata, Mammalia, Rodentia, Castoridae.